AUGAAGGACGUCGGCGCCGCCCUGCCCGACGAAGACGACGCGAACGACCCGGACUUCGCGUCCAACGUGGACCAAGCCCAGGUCGCGAAGGCGCUCUCGCAGCUCCAGGGCAACCCCGGCCUGGUGAACGCGCUUCAGCACAAGCUCGACGACCUCGUCGGCAUGAGCUCGGGGUUCGUCGAGAGCCUGCACUACAAAGUGCGCGCGCGCGUGAACGCGCUCACCACGCUCCAGGAGUCGCACGACGAGCUGUACGAGAAGUAUCUGGACGAAAAGCGCGCGCUCGAGGCGAAGUACAGGGAUCUGUACGCGCCGCUGUACGUCAAGCGCGCGGGGAUCGUCAAGGGCGCGGAGGACGUGGACGCCACCCCGGGGGAGGACGACGACGAGACCGAGGAGGCGCCCGUCGGGAUUCCCGAUUUCUGGCUCUGCGCGCUUCGGAACCACGAGAUCUUCGAGCAGCAGAUCACGGAGAAGGACGAGCCGGCGCUCAAGUUCCUCAACGACAUCACGUGCACGCCGCUGCAAGACCUCCCCGUCGACGAGAAGAAGAAGGAGGAGGAGGACGACGACGACGAGGAGGAGGAGGAGGAUGACGAGCCCCAGAGAGGAUUCCGCCUCGACUUUCACUUCGACGAGAACCCGUACUUUUCGAACGAGGUCCUCUCGAAGUCGUACCACAUGGUCGACGAGGAGGAUCCGAUCUUGGAGUCCGCGGAGGGCACGGACAUCGAGUGGGCGCAGGGGAAGAACCUGUGCGUGAAAGUGCUCAGGAAGAAGCCGAAGAAAGGGGACAAGAAAGGGAAGCCGAUCACGAAGACGGAAAAGGCGGAUUCGUUUUUCAACUUUUUCUCGCCCCCCGACGUCCCGGGCGAGGGCGACGACCUCACCGAGGAAGAGGCGGAGCAGCUCCAGGACUUCAUGGAGAUGGACUACGAGAUGGGCGCGAUCAUCAAAGAGAAGAUCAUCCCGGACGCGAUCUCGUGGUUCACGGGCGAGGCGAAGCAGGACGAGGACGACUCGGACUACGACGACGAAGACGACGACGACGAGAGCGAAGAUUUCGACGAGGACGACGAGGACGACGACAGCGACGACGACGCCCCCGCGCGCGGCAGAGGCCGGGGCAAGGCCAAGUCCAAGGCCCCCGCGGGCGCAGACGACGGGGAGAAGCCCCCGGAGUGCAAGCAGCAGUGA
This is a messenger RNA of Micromonas pusilla CCMP1545, 1197 nucleotides long. Its product is annotated as Nucleosome/chromatin assembly complex protein. The transcript has 2 exons. NCBI's taxonomy places the organism in Eukaryota, Viridiplantae, Chlorophyta, Mamiellophyceae, Mamiellales, Mamiellaceae. Gene Ontology annotation, biological process: nucleosome assembly. Gene Ontology annotation, molecular function: chromatin binding; histone binding. The coding region runs from base 1 to 1197 and encodes 398 amino acids. The record is from RefSeq and is a predicted model, not a curated record. Gene Ontology annotation, cellular component: nucleus; chromatin.